UAUUGACGCCCGAGCAGUGAUCAGCUAACCGUGGAUAGAGAAGCUACAAGCAGAUUCAGUCUUGUUGAAAGCCUCCGAGGAAAGUCCAUCUUGGUGGAAACUACUGAGACAGUAGUGCACAGCUACUGCAGGUCAUUCCCACUGACCUGGAUUUGUGGUAAACACAACCUUGUGUUCUUUUCAUCCAGUGCGCGGCAGAAGGCCCAAAGGACACCUUUAUUACCUGUCAUUUUAACGCUUCUGACACGCGAUCGAUUGACGCACCUUCCACAAUGCAGUCGUGGGUCGUGCUGCUCUCUGCUGUGCUGCUGUCGUGCUGCGGACCAUCUCUGGCGUACCCAGACGGCGCUCCAACAGAAGCAUGCACCAACAUGUUUCCCAGCGGACACCACGCGGACGCCCAGUCCAGCACGCCGCCAUACGAGCUAACGGUCAGCAGCACCAGCCUCACAGCCAGCAACGUGUACACUGUGACUUUGAAGGUCAAGUCCGGCCAGACAACCACCUUUAAGGGAUUAUUCGUGCAGGCACGUCUUGCCGACAACUGCAACAACACUUCUCCCCACGGCACCUUCACCGUCCCGAGCGACGGCUUCCUGAAGUUAACGCCGUGCACUGUAGCAAAUGACGCUGUGACUCAGAUUAAUGACAUCCCCCAGACUACCAAGACCUUUAACUGGACAUCACCAUCUUCCAUCCCGGGCACAGUCUACUUCAGGGCGACGGUGGUGUACAAUGAGAAAACCUUUUGGACCGAUGUGUCCUCGGACUUCCUGAGGCCGUCGGGCGCCACGGGGACCCCACAGGUCUGUACUGUACAGAAGACGUCAGGUGGAGCUGCGGUCGCCGCCACUGUGCUGCUGACGACUGUCCUCGCUCUCACCUCCUUUGCUCUUGUGCUUUGAUCUCGCCGAGUGUCGAGGCACUAGGCACCAAGGCGUAUUCUUAGGACACUCAUUGCCCAGUAUGUGACUUCUGUCAUUCUUGUUACAGGAUCGCCAUGUAAACGUUUGCCGGUUACAGUCGUUUAUUUGACAAGGUGUGUCGAGAAGACCUUUAGUGCUCUGACACCUGAAUGAAAUGCACUAAUUAUUACCUUUAACAGCAACAAUCAUCUGUACUGUUCACGAUCACAACAGCUUUCGAAUUACUUCGCCUCAUACGCUGACCUUUUUUUUUUUAAGUAGCUCCUGACAGUUUAACUGCUGAACUCUGGUUAUUCAUCUGCUUUUAUUGCCAGGUGUUGUCUGCAUUAGCAAGCUCGACAGACCGGCAAGAGAAUGUAACACCUGAACUGAGUAGAAGAUGAGGCGAUAUUCUGGUCGACCAACUGGCUUCUGUGUCGACACAUGACCCUCUCUUUGACAAUAUAUCUUUUACCAAUUCAAAUUCUUUAGAACCGAAUCUUUUUUUCGGAUAUUGCUUCACUAUGCACAUCCUAGAACUCAUAAUAAACUUGUACUUGCCUAUCUUUUUUUUCUGUAUGCUUACUGAUUCAUUUUAUAAACGAAAAUAUUUUUCAUUGUAAAUUUAAGAUGAGUAGUCGGGAUAAGGCGUAAAACUUUCCCCUCUCAAGAUCUAUUAAGAAAACUUUGCCGCAGAGGGACUAGUAAGAAAGAAGAAUAUAUCAACACUCUCUUCUAUUAUUUUCUCCUCCCGACUAAUGCAGCUAUCACAUGGUAAUACCUUUACUAGUCUUUCAUCGCCUAUUGCCAUGAAAAAGUGUGAAAAGAAAUAUUUUUCUCAACUUACUUGUUUAUUGCUUAACACCUGUAUCAUGUCUUUUGUAUACAACAAAGCUAUUUUUUAAACAC
Molecule: messenger RNA, 1814 nt
Organism: Pomacea canaliculata
Lineage: Eukaryota; Metazoa; Mollusca; Gastropoda; Architaenioglossa; Ampullariidae
Product: putative defense protein 3
Exons: 5
Coding region: 273-905 (210 amino acids)
Molecular function (GO): oxidoreductase activity, acting on metal ions
Source: RefSeq, a predicted model, not a curated record